AUGGCAUCAGAAUCUAUCCUUCAGCCGGUGAUCAAUCGUAUCGAUUUGAGUGGUGAGUGGGAUGGUAACCCGAGUAGCCAAGUUGCGUUACACGCGAAGAUCGAGCUCCUCAUCAAAUUAUAUCAACAAGUGCUUUAUGCCUGGAUUCAAUCUGAUACAUGGGGAAAAAAGUUCGUGUCCGCACCAAAUACUAGGUUACGUCUGCUUGACCUGAGCAAUGAUGGUGUUGAGCUGCUACAAUUUGAUGGACCAGCUAAGCUACUGGAGGCCAGUCGUCUUCCCCAUCAUCUGGAGGAGAUAUCCGAUGAAAAAUCUAUCAAUUUGUCAGGGGUGAGCUGCAGGAGGAGUAUGGAGUGCUCCGAUAUUUUAAAGAGAAUUACGAGUGAGGGAACUGAGUCUCUAAAUGAAACGCCACGGACCUUAUACCGGAAGGGGAUGGAAUUAUCCCCACCUCCUACAAAAAGAAGGCUGUUCCCCCCUAGCCCAACAAGCACUCUCAGCCGACUGCCUUCGUUUGGUGAGAUGGUGCUAGCGCUCGAAAAAGAAUCUGUGUAUAGCCGCGAUGGCGAAGAUGACGGCUACGAUGGUGGGGCUAGCAGGAGCACUGAUAUAUCGGCAACAGAUAUUUCAGAAAGUAGUGACACUAAUUCCGGUGUCCAAAGUCUCGAUACCGCUCGUGCAAUAAAUGGUGAUCUGGUUUUUGAGAUGGAGGCCAUGUUAGCAGAUCUGAAGGGUGGCAUGAAUGGUCCUGAUGGGUUUGGAGGCCUUCCGAUAACAGGCUUGUAUGGCACUGAAAAAGAAAUCAAGGUUACUGAUACAUGUGACCAAGAGACAUCCUUAUUCUCUUCGCCUACCAAGACCCCAAAGCCUCAGAAACGGAUAGUGAGCAGGAUACCCGUUAAAGCACAGCGGCUAGCAAAAUCUUCUAGUCCCUCUGAAGAGUUAUCACACUCGUCGGAGUCUGGAGGUAAUUUUAGAGAUAUGUCUGAUUCGCCUUCCAAGACAAUGAGUCCUCCAUCUGAUAUAUUUCCUGUUCCGGGAAAUGAAUCGCCUUCUCCUAUACCUUCCACCCCCAGAAACGAACAGUUCUCGCCAGUGAAGCUACCGAAUACGCUACCCGCUGAUUCGAAUAAACAUUGGGUUGAUCAGGAGUCAGAGUCACCGCAAUCACCCACUAGAAAAUUUUCAUAUGGCGCAGUGAGACAAGUUCCUCCUCUCUUUGACCGCUUCUUCCCGCAGCCUGAUCUGACGGGUUCCCGCCGCAACAUCCGGGGUCCUUGGCAAAGUGACGUCGGAAUUACCACCCAAGAAAAAGAGAGUGGUCAAAAAGAUAAUGAUAAGUCGGUGUACGUUUCAACUUGGCUCAAGACAAACGAGAGUAAUGGAAUAUUAAAGGAGUACUCUCAAUCUCGAUCCUUGCACCCCACUAGAUACUCGACAGAACACGGGAAAGGCCAUAAAGAGAACACUCCAGCAAGUGAAAAGAGUGAUUCUCAAAGCACGGGCAUACUGGACCAGAGCCAGGCUCAAAAGCCAAUCACGUUGCCGAGUCCUUCCACAUCAUCCCAACUGAGCAUGCCAUGGAAUUCGGCGGAAGAAUUGGCAAAGAAAUGCGACUUGGGACAGCACCUCCACAUGGAAUCCGUUAUUCCAGCCCCAGAGCUCGCCAUAGUAGAAGAACUCGGCAGAGAUUUUUAUAUUUUAUCCCCAGAAACCUCUGUCUCAACGGCUUAUACUAUUGGAUUCGAUUUGAAAGUAAAACUAGGCCCCCUGCAGCCGGGCGGCUGGCAACUUCUGAAGAUACCCGGUUUACCAAUCGAAAAACAAGGAGGUAAAGGGACUGUUAAGUUAGCCAUCCUCCACGGUUCAGUUAAUAAGAAGUUGGAUUGCGGAGCUAGAGGUUUACUGAGCGUGGCUCCCGACGGCGCGGGUUUUAUUGCGGACUUCGAUAUCGCUGAACCAUUUGCUUUAUCGAUGCGAGCUGUAGAACUGCUGACAAGCGAGUCGCGCGAUAACCGUAUCUUGAACCAUGAAGUAAGAAUGGUUUUGAGGUGUCACCCGAGAGCUCGUACGAGAGCUGUUGUGGAGUACACAGCGGUUUGCGCGUUGUCUCUUUACCAGAAAAUUCUCUGUGCCGAUGAGGGCUUCAUUCCAGUUAUUAUCAGCGAUGGACCCGGGGGUGAUUUCGAAUGGACAAUGGAGAAGGGUAGCAGGGACUUCCGUGUGGGCAAAAGGACCGCAAACGCUGCUGAUAUUGGGACAACGAGAAUAAGGAUUUUCUGUAAGGAAGAUGAGCUCGAUGGGUGUUUUCGUAUAACUUGGGAAGUCCCCUACGGGGCAUCAAUUUCGCAAACUUGGGUGCCGAAACUGUUUUUUGAGAAACCAGCGACCCAGACAGAGUAUGCGCCAUUGCUCCGUAGUCAGCUGCAAAUGGAAACUCUAGGAAAUCCGGUCUUGAAGGAGGAAACGGAGUCUGGGGAAAACGCUCUAGAGAAAGCUGGGAGCAAAUGGGAGCAAGAUGACCUGGAAGAUCUGGGUUAUUUGGGGUUACCGACAUUUGAAACGGAAAGCAUGCCUUAUUGGUGUGUACAUCAGCUGGUUCGAGUAGUCCUUUUCUCCAUGGCCAUUAUGCAGGAAUUAAGUGACUUGGUUCAGAUUUAUGUCGCGCGUGUUCCACUGGGCUCGAUGAAAAUAAUCCUACUAUCCGUGGUCGUGGUCCUCGUUACUCAACAUCUUGGGCCUCCAAGUAUUGAAAGCCAAAUCAGUCCACAAGAGUGCCUUGGACCACUUUGUCCACGAAGCUAUGUUCAGGUCGAGCGCCCCCUCGGUAGUUUCAACUGGUUUGCUCGGGAGAAGGCGUCCGUCGUUGACAGAGGUCUGUUGGGGCAUAUUUUCAAUGCUGUUAAUGGGAGGGAGGUAACUUUUAUGGAUAGCGAGAAUGUUAGGAACGUUGAGAAUGCAAGGAGCGUCGAGAAUGAUGCAGGAGAGCGAGGGGAUAUGCAAACUAAGGCAGCUCAAGCUCAAAUUGUUCGGGAAGCUGGUCCCGCUCCACGAAUAGGGACUGAAGAUAGAUAUGACCCUACCCGAAUUUCGACCCAAACGAAAUUGAAGAAUAAUGAUGGCAGUAGUGGCACAGCCUCGGAGCCCACUACAACCAGCACAGCCGUUGUGGCGCCAAAGAAAGUGUCUCUGCGGGAUCGGAUUGAUAUGUUUUUUGGCUGGGAUGGGCUGCUGGAAUGAUUGACUAGUUAGGGGCCCCCUAAAUCAUCAUUAUGAGGGCUUAUGUGGCAUUCUCAAGUUUGAAGAUUGUCUUCUCAUUAUCAUGGGAUUAAUAAUAAUAUUAAAAUCCUGUACAGUCACUCUCUGUCUCUGUAACUGUUUAAUAGUAAACAGCUAUAUAUGUCUAUCUCUACUAUAAGCUCGUGCAACUGCUUCUCUGUUAUAGUCUCAAACAUUUCUAAUUAUCUCUCAAAGUAUAUUAUUAUAAAAAAGAUUUUUCUCAUUCUCAUCAUUUUUCUGCAUUCACAGAAUCACAGUUUUAUAAGAUUUUAAUGCAAUUGAGUUCAGAUCAGAGAAAUAAACUGAUAUAAUCUCUAGAGAAGAUUUUAUAUUAAAGAUUUUAAAAAAUCUCUAUUACAGUAUACUCUAAAACUUCAUCUUGUAUCAAUUUCAAAUCAAAAUUCAUAUAUUUAUUCAUGAAUAGAAAAGACUAUAUAUUUAAUAGAAUAUUUAAA
Molecule: messenger RNA, 3734 nt
Organism: Blastomyces gilchristii SLH14081
Lineage: Eukaryota; Fungi; Ascomycota; Eurotiomycetes; Onygenales; Ajellomycetaceae
Exons: 2
Coding region: 1-3240 (1079 amino acids)
Source: RefSeq, a predicted model, not a curated record